This is a messenger RNA of Styela clava, 1854 nucleotides long. RefSeq names its product monocarboxylate transporter 10-like. The record is from RefSeq and is a predicted model, not a curated record. Gene Ontology annotation, molecular function: monocarboxylic acid transmembrane transporter activity. Lineage: Eukaryota; Metazoa; Chordata; Ascidiacea; Stolidobranchia; Styelidae. Gene Ontology annotation, biological process: transmembrane transport.
CGCAGUAGGCCUAUAUUCUGAAAGUUCAAAAUGUCUAAAGCCCCCAAAACGCAAGAAAUAUCCAAAGUUUAUGAGAUACCAAGCAUAAAAAAUGAACCUGAAAACGAUGAGCACAGCACUCCACCACCUAAGAAAGACUUCACUGCGCCAUCGGAUGGUGUUGUUUCCAUACUAAAAAAGCCAGCAGAAGUUAGCCCUAGUUUUGUUCGACUAAUGUAUGAGGCUGCAGACGAAAGUUCAGAAAAGAGAUCGGUUACUAUUUGUGAUGAGGAAAUGGUCAUUAUAGAUUUUCCGGGUAGACAGUUUGACUUCAGUACCGAAGAUGACAUUGAGGCAAACGAACAAUUGAACACACAUUCAAAAGUAGACGAUACACCUAACGGAGGAUGGGGUUGGGUGAUAACAGCAUCUGCAUUUUUUCUCAACGUAAUUAUCAUCGGGACUCACAAUAUAUUCGGAUUGCUGUUUCUUGACCUUGUUCACGAGUUUGGAGAAUCGCUAUUCAAAACAUCAACAGUUGGAUCGAUUGCUUUUGGAUGCAUAUUGAUAUUCGGACCAGUAGGAGGUAUCUUGUCCAACAAAUUUGGUUGCCGGGUUGUUGCCAUGGUGGGUGUUGGAGUGGCAACGAUGAGCUUGCUUUGGUCUUCAUUUGCUACAUCUAUCGAUAUGUUAUCUUUGACAUAUGGUCUCGGUUUUGGAUUUGGCACAAGUCUGAGUUAUAUGCAGGGUGUUGUUAUUGUGAGCAAAUACUUCAGUUCACGAAGAGCCUUCGCAACCGGAAUUGUCUUUUGUGGUAGUUCUCUGGGAACUGUAGUCAUGGCUCCUAUUUACAAUCUUCUCACGUACCAUCUUGGUUGGCGUAGCGCACUGAGAAUGAUAGCUGCGAUUGUAUCAAUAACUUUUCUAUGCGCUUUGACAUACAGGCCUCCAAAUUUUUGCGAACAGCCAGCGCCAACAAUUGAGGAAAGAAUUCAAAGAUCUCCCGCGAAGAGAUUCAUUAUGGACCUUUCUUUGUGGAAAAACAAAGCUUUUAUUAUCUGGGCCAUAUCGGUUGGUUUAUGCAAAUUGGGGUACUUGGUGCCGUUUGUGCAUUUGGUUAAACACGUUAACGAUAUCGGCGGUGAUCGUGAUUUUGGUUCGAGUAUGCUCAGUUUGAUGGGAAUCACGUCAGGUAUCAGUAGAUUGCUAUUCGGACACAUCGCGGAUUCACCAAAAGUUAAUCGAUUGUAUAUGUCACAACUAAGCGCACUUGUUAUGGGCUUGACGAACAUCAUAUUUCCAAGCAUUCCGUCGGAGGGCGGCGUUCUUGUAUACGUGCUUAUCUUGGGACUCGUAGACGGUGGAAUAGAGAUAUUACUUCCCGUGAUGACACUGGAUCUUGUUGGAAACGAAAAUAUGACAAUAGCAUGGGGAUGUCUUCUUGCUGUAAUAUCGUGUAGCGCUCUUGGGCCUCCAAUUGCGGGUGCUAUCCGAGAUAUAGAAGGAGAUUAUUCUGGAGCAUUCUACUUUGCUGGUUCUCCAAUGAUUCUUAGUACUUUUACAUUAUUCCUAAUUCCAUUGUGGGCACAAAAGCAAAGUCAACAGCCUGCUACAAGCUUUUUAUCAAUUGAUCCAUCGAAAUUAGAUAUUGACCCGACAGAAGAUGAUCUCAAGGCAGGCGAUACAGUUGAUCGGAAAUCAUUUCCCAGUAUUUGUACAAUUUUUCACUCUUCUAAAACCGAAAAGUAGAAAAAGCCUUUUCUAAACAUUUAUUCUAUUGCUAUAAUUGUUGAAUAAAUUCCGUAAAUCUCAACUUAAAUAACAAGGUUCAGACUCCACUAUAUAUGAAAUCGCAAUUUUUGCGACGCUUCCGCU